ACUGCGGGCACCGAGUCGUCUGGCAAGACUGCGGGCACCGAGUCGUCUGGCAAGACUGCGGGCACCGAGUCGACUGGCAAGACUGCGGGCACCGAGUCGACUGGCAAGACUGUGGGCACCGAGUCGACUGGCGGAACAGCGGGCACCGAGUCGACUGGCAAGACAGUGGGCUCCGAGUCAACAGGCACGACAGUGGGCACCGGGUCAUCAGGUAUCGGAUUGUCUGGCUCGACAGCGGGCAUCGGGUCACCAGGCAUCAGGUCAUUUGGCUUGCCAGCGGGCACCGCGUCAUCUGGCAAGGCAGUGGGCACCGGGUCACCAGGUAUGACAGCGGGCUCUGAGUCAAUUGGCACGACAGCGGGCACUGGAUCAGGUACCGGAUCAUCUGGAUCAACAGCGGGCAUCGAGUCAACUAAUAGGAUCGUCGGG
Molecule: messenger RNA, 429 nt
Organism: Staurois parvus
Lineage: Eukaryota; Metazoa; Chordata; Amphibia; Anura; Ranidae
Source: the annotation of a GenBank genome assembly